UGACGUUUCCGCCCAACACUCUUCAUAAGUUGAUAUAUGAACCCCGGUUACCCGCCGUGAAAUCAAGAACUCCCACAGUUCCGGUGACCUCGACGGAUAUAGAUGGAGGUGAUAUACACCCUACUGGGAGUGUGCGUUUCGGUGGGUUUGUUGGCGUUCGCAUGGAGAGUGUUGGGUUGGGUGUGGUUUAAGCCGAAGAAGCUGGAGAAGUGCCUAAAACAGCUAGGCCUCAAAGGGAACCCCUACAGAAUCCUCUCCGGCGACAUGAAAGAGCUCGUGAAGAUGGCGAGUGACGCCAUUUCCAAGCCCAUGACUCUGUCGGAUAACGUAGCCCCGAGAGUUAUCCCGUAUUAUGCUCACCUAGCCGACAAAUACGGUAAAAACUGUUAUGUAUGGAUGGGUCCAAUGCCAAUGGUGUUCAUCAGGGAUCCUGAGCUAGUAAAGGAGGUUUUGAAUAAAUAUGAACUGUUUCAGAAGCCUAGGAACAAUCCACUGGGCAGAAAGUUGGUACGAGGACUUGUCAGUUAUGAGAAAGAGCAGUGGGCAAAACACAGAAGACUACUCAAUCCUGCCUUCUAUUCGGAGAAGCUAAAGCUUAUGCAACCGGCUUUCUUGCUAAGCUGCUCUGAAAUGCUGAGCAAGUGGGAGGGAAUUGUGUAUGGAAAAGGAUCAUCAUCUUGUUCUUGUGAGGUGGAUGUGUGGCCUCACCUUCAAGGCCUAACCUGUGAUGUGAUUUCUCGAACAGCGUUUGGGAGCAGCUAUGAAGAAGGAAAGAGGAUCUUUGAGCUUCUGAAAGAACAGGCCAUGCACUUGGUGGAAACUACGCGUCAAGUUUAUAUACCUGGAUUGAGAUUUGUGCCAACUAAGAGGAACCGAAGAAUGAAUUCCAUUGACAAGGAAGUGAAAUCAUCUAUCCGUGUUAUUAUAGAGAAGAGAAUGAAGGCAAUGCAGGCUGGGGAGACGAAGAACAACGAUGAUUUAUUGGGCAUACUAUUGGAUUCCAACUUACAAGAAAUCAGACAGCAGGGGAACAAGGAAUUUGGAAUGAGCAUUGAACAGAUCAUCGAUGAGUGCAUCCUGUUCUAUUUUGCAGGGCAGGAGACUACUUCUGUGAUGCUGGUGUGGACUAUGGUUCUACUCAGCAGAUUUCCAGAUUGGCAAGCUCGGGCUAGAGAAGAGGUUUUGCAUGUUUUCGGGGAUAAGAAACCAGAUUUCGAAGGGUUGAAUGACCUUAAAGUCGUUACAAUGAUUUUAUACGAGUCUUUAAGGCUAUACUCGCCAGUAGCUGGCCUAAUUAGGAAGACCGUGGAGGAAACGAAACUAGGAGAAAUGGUUCUGCCACCAGGAGUACUGCUGUCGUUACCAACACUCUUGAUCCAUCUUGACACCGAGAUAUGGGGUGAAGAUGCUAAAGAGUUCAAGCCAGAGAGGUUCCGGGAAGGCAUAAUGAAGGCAACAAAUGGCAAACCAGCAUUCUUCCCAUUUAGCGGGGGACCUCGAAUCUGCAUUGGUCAGAACUUCGCUUUGGUAGAGGCUAAAAUGGCUAUGGCUAUGAUUCUGCAACGCUUCUCGUUUGAGCUUUCUCCUUCUUAUGCACACGCUCCAUAUUCAAAGCUGACCAUUCAACCUCAGUAUGGUGCUCCUCUAAUUAUGCACAACCUUUAAUUUAGUAUGCUUCUUCAAUUCCCAGUUCUCAGAAUCCACCAAUAUGUAGCUUAGGCUUGAACCAAAUUUCUAUAUGUUCUGUACUAUGGGAAGUUUACUGCAGUCUGAAUCUACCCUUCUCUAUGUAUAUACAAAUAAAUAUAUAAAUAAUAUGCUUUGGACAGGCAAGAUUUAAUGUGAGAAUUCAUUCCAGUUUA
Messenger RNA from Ipomoea nil (Japanese morning glory), 1862 nucleotides. Its product is annotated as cytochrome P450 CYP72A219-like. Gene Ontology annotation, molecular function: monooxygenase activity; heme binding; iron ion binding. Lineage: Eukaryota; Viridiplantae; Streptophyta; Magnoliopsida; Solanales; Convolvulaceae. The record is from RefSeq and is a predicted model, not a curated record. The transcript has 5 exons. Bases 103 to 1665 code for a protein of 520 amino acids.